GUUAUUAUAGCUGCAUGAUUUGUUUGCUCUCCAUGUAAAUGGUCCGCUUCGAAUGGAAGAAAAGACCAACUAUUAGUUAUUUUCAUUCAGAAACCCGUGGUGGAAACGGGAUUUGCCUACCAGCCUCGACUUUCAGUUCAUGGAUCGUGCAAAAAGGCUAAAUUAUGAGUCACAUUUUUCGGGAUAUCGCAGGUAAAGAAUCACCUUAAAACUGAAACACCGACACCGUGAGGGAUACGAUCAUAUUUUCAAAUUAUUUUAACGAAUGUGUAUUAUAUUCAUUUUAAUUCAUAACAGUCAGCUGAUUUGACAACAAGAUAUUACGUUGUUUUUAUUUCUGUGGGACAGGAACGAUCAAGGAUGCUCAAUGAUUUCAGUGAACUAAAUGAAAGCGGUCGAAUAGGGUUUUACUAUGUUGCUCUUCCAUGUUUCAGAUCAUAAUUUUAAUGUUAAUUGGAAACUGCUUUAGCUAAAACAAAAGUGUAAGGGACUAUCAUUGAAAUCAAUCUGAUCAAUCUUGUUGUAAGCUUGGUUUUCCUUUUAAUUUUUCUCUCAAAAUUAGUUUGAAGGGUUUAAAAUGAACACAGUUCUCUUAUAUUAUGAAUUAUGACGAGCGGUAGACUCGUUGUACAGCCAUUGAGAAGUUAAACGACUCAAAAUAGCAGUCCAUGUUCAGUGUAUUUUCAUUAAUAUAAAUUGAUAUGCAAAUCUAAAUGACGUCCGUGAAAGACAACUGUAGUGACUCAGUGGCGUCUUUAAAUUCUGAUUUUACUUUAAUAUAAUGAGAUCGACUAUGAAGAUACCUUGGUAAAUUUAUAUUCUUCAGACUUCCCUGUCACAUAUAGCCACUCUUGACGUGCUUUAUAGAGUCACAAGAAUACACAGCUGGUAUCGUCGAUGUAAGAGCAAAGAAACUGAAAAGCUAACAGCAAUAAUCCUAUCAUUUUCACGACCAAUUUCCUUGGACUAGAAAGAAAGAGCUAAAAAAGUGGCAUGAAGUCAAAACUUUUUUGCCGCUAGCGCGAUCGGCGAACCUCUGUGCCGUCGUCUUAUUUAAAUUUAGGGUUGUGAUAUCGAUCAUGGAAAAUUGAUUUUCCUUUGACCGAAAGACCAUUAUUUCCUUUUUAAUGCAAAUUUAAUUAAUAUCGCUUGGACCUAGAAGCUACGCAAUCAAAUUGGUGACAUAAUUAGUUGCUGCAUGGUUCUGUUUUUGUCUAAGAAAAACAUUUGAUUAGCGUUUGUGUCGCUAAAGUUUUUUUCUUCUGCUUUUAGCAUUGCCAUCUUUCGCGGUCUGAGUAUGUGUUUCGCAUGGGUUACUAAAGAAAAUUAAUAUUUGCUUUGUAAGUUUACGCUGACGCGGAAAACGUCAUGAAACAGCUGAGGAUAGUUUAGCGGCCGUUUUCAGAUUCACUUUUUAUUUUGGAGCAAUAAUAACGUAGCCACGUAUUCAGACAUAGUUUGAAAGAAUUGAUUGGCUGUGAGAAAUAAGCAUUAAUAAUGACCAUUAAAUUGAACAUCUAGUGCUACCAUUAAACCGAAGAUGUCAUUGUGGUGUUCGAGUAUUACAAGUGGACUCCAUGGAACUUGAUUCCGGUUGUCUUUCAUAGCACUAACACAACAGUCAAGAGGUGAGGAACUUCGUAAUUAUUAGUUGGUUGAUUCUCGAACUUCCAUCACUCGACGGAGUAAUGUUUCACAUUUAUAUAUGCAAUCUUUGUGAUUGUUCAUGCGAAUACUGCAGACACCUACGUCGUCGGAUAUGGCGGAUCAAACAACACGUAUAUGUAAGUUUAUUGAAGCUUCGAUCGAGUUUGCUCCAUAAUAUUUUGAAACAUCGUUAAAAAAAUAACUGCCUCUGAAUUCCCUGAUCUAGGAAAAAAAUAAUCGGUCAUGAUUUUUCAGCUUUUUGUAAAUGCAAGAAACCAGAACUCAGGCUGAACAAUCGUAUUCGAAAAAAUAUGCUAAAGCGAAUGAAUAAAACCUCUGUCUGUAUGUACGUCUGCAAAGGUAGGUAACGGUCGAUGUAUUUGGCUUCCAUUGAAAGUCACCCCAUGUUUUCCCUCUACCCCAAAAAGAACGACAGUCACACCCGUACACUUGCUAAACUCACGAUAACCUUAAGAACCUUAUAAGCCAUGAGUAUAUUUACAACUCAUACAAAGAUGAAUCAAAUUGGUUCGGUCGUGUAUUCUUUUAUGCACAGGCAGCAGUAAAUUAUCCAUGCACUUGGUGUCUACAUUCACAUCAUUUGGAAAUUUAUAGGUUUAACUGGCCCUAAAAAUGGCAGAAAUCAGUUUCGUAUUCAGCUUGUGUUAUUAGGAAUGUGACGAAAAAAAAUAGCAAUCAGCGCAGUAAAUGUUCCGUCCGUAGUAAUUAUCAUUUAAAGCUACUUUAACACCCCAAACAAAGCGAAGUGUAUUAAAAGAAAUUCUGUUUUCUUUGUACACUUAACAUAAAGAAUUUAACAAUCGCCGAAAUACGUACGCUUUUUGCAAAAAUAAAAGCAGCUUUUUUCCUCGAACUUAGGAGCCGAACCAUUGACAAAUGGUGGUUUUCGAUUUGUUUUUUUAUGUGAUAAAUUUUAAACAUUGAGCUUAGUUUCCUUACUGUUACUGUUGUCAUUAUUGACAAGAAGGUUUUUUCCGUCCGUUAACUCAUAUUCGGAUAGGAUGUUUAUCUCAUUUGCAUAUUUUGAAAAUUUAAGAGAGCAUCAACAACAAUUCUGCUGUCCUUUUGCCCGCGUUACAAAGGCUGCCAGUGCGUUGUCAUGACAACACAGGCAGCGCGCACAAUACAGACUCGAUCGUAUAAACUGAAUGAAUUUUGAGAUGCUGUAAAAAAUUAGUCGCAUUCUGUUUUCUACUCAGUUUUGCUUUGAAAACCAUCUCGGUGAUACGUGACUCUUACAUCGUCAAAAAAACUUUAAAUGGUGCUUGCCCGUUUGCAAAUUUCACACAUUAAAGUCAUUAACUGAAAUUGAGAGCCAAUCAUGUCACUUCGAGGAAAGCGGUUUAAGAAGUUGGAAAGCAUCAAUUCAGGGGAUCGAUUCAGCGUUGCUGUAAGACGAGAGGAUCUUCUCGAUUUCACAUAAAAACUUUUACAAGCGUUGUUUUUUUAGGCGAGUGCCUUUCAUUGAAGUCUUUGUUGCCCAGAGACACGUGCGCCGGUUGUUGUAUUUACGUGAACUUGAAACCACCUGCAGUUUCUUAUUGGUUUCCUUUCAGAGAAAAUGUUUUACGAUUGGUCGGUUUUCCGCAACAGCUGUCAAGAUGAGCUGCACAAAUGAACAUUAUUCUCUCCAACCAACAUCAAAUGCUCGUUGUGGCAAAACUUCUCUCAUUUGUUUACAAUGGCAGCAGCGAAGGUGCAAUCUUUUCCCGUAAUCUCAAUCGGAAGGUAAUUUUUGUUUUUUUGGCCUUUUCAAGGCCUUUUCAGAUGUUGGGAAAUGGGAACCGGAGCUAGCAGUGGAGGAUCACAGGCAGGAUCGAAUCCAAAUGUCAAGGAAAGCCUUUCAUCGAACGAAUCGGAGAAUAAAUCGUCAAGAAAAACGUCGACUGUUUCGAAGAAACGCUCAAACGGCUUCAUUACAUUAAGCUAUGAGCCAACUCAUACUCCUCUCGCUCGGAAGCGAGGGUACAUCAAAGAGGGAUUUCCAGUUCACGGUCUUAUUCAAGACAAAUAUUUCCUGAUAAAAGAUCACUUUGAUGGAAUAGACAAACUAAAGACCUUGGACAAGUAUGGGGCGCCGAAUUUUCGCAAGAGUCGAGGUCCCUAUCCCGUGUAUGGAAUGGGUCAGCCUUCCAGGGACGGUUUAGCUCAUGUUAUUCAAACCUUGGUCGAAAGUGGGCAUAAAGUAAGUAUAAGCCAUUAAUUUUAUGAUAGCUACAAACGCAUCUGCAGAUCUUUAUCGACUUUCAGGGCAACCGAAGCGUUUAAGAAACCUUUUUAUGCACUGCGAUUGUUUUCAGCUCUUCUCAGUAAUCUGUAAAAAGCACUGCGGGUUGAUUUAGAUUUCCUAUUUGAUUUUGCAUCUCUCAAUGGAGAAUUAAAUACCUUUAUUUUCUGAAAAAAGUCGGUCGUCAUCUAAUCGAAAAUUUACAUGACGAAAUUAAUUUUUGUGAGGGCUCACAGGCCAAGUGAAUUUACACAGAUAUCGGUUUCCGCCGUUUCUAGAGAUAACUAUUAGGUAGUCACGUCACAGCCGGAUUCCGUUUCGCUGUACAACACACAGUAAACAAAAUAUAAGAUGGAUUCUCAGGAAAAAAAGAAAAGCCCUUCAUUUAGGGUUGAAUUUGCAAUUACAGUUUUUGUAGGGUUCAGCGUAAUAAAACUUUCAAAGGAUUCUCAGCGGGAAGUGUAUUUUUCUCAGUUUUUUUCGCCAAAAUGAUAACAAGGAACUUCUUGUAUUUUGUCUAAAUUAUGUAUGCUGUUAAGCAUUUUAUUCGCUGCGUUACAGAAACAAAAUUAAUUUUUCUCGUGCAAUCAUCGUUAUAAAUUGUAAAUAUUUUUUGUCUAAUCAAACCCUAAAAAUUUAAUUCUUCUAGUUAAAUAAAUAAACUCUGAAGAAUCUUCAAGAGAAGUCUGAUGACAAAUUAGAAAUAUUUAUCUGUAAGGUAUACUUGGCAAUCGCUAAAAUAUUAAAAUUCUGGCGGGAAUACUGUUUAUUGAUGUCAGUCCACAUAGUAACGUCAAAAUUUCAUAACUUGAAGAAGAAUUUUAAAGGGUGGCGCCUCUCUUAAAUCAGCUACAGUAGAAGGAAUUAAUGUUGAUUGUUUUAGCACCUUAGCGUUUUCUGGGAUUUCAUUGUGAACAGACUGAUAAAGAGAAGAUAGAAAAUAAUAAUAAUGAUAAAAAAGAGGAAACAAGUUUUCGAUCGAGGUUACACAGCAUGAUUUAAAUAAACAACAACGGUUUUCCCCACACUGAAGAAGGAUAAUACACCUGAAUCGUUUGUCGAUCAAUGUUAAAAGGAAAAACCGUCAGGGAUGCUUGAGUCUUGUAGUUAGAUAGCUGAUGAGGGAUAUUCGGUAGAGAAAUAUAAAAACUGUCAAAUUUAACAAACACAAACGUUUCAGGUGUAUGUUAUAAGAAAAUUAAAAAGAUUAAUAUUCGAACCUCUUGUUGUCAUAAGCGCUGAAGCAUUAACCGGACUCCAAGAGCGCACUUUUGGCCUGGCAGUAAAAACUUUCUGUACUACAUAUGCCGUAUCUACAAAACCAGAAAUGAUAAUGUUACGCAAAAGGCGAUGUUCAAAUCAGACACCAAAUGAAUUUAAUGUCAUCCUACUCUCUUAAAUAAUGUAUUUUUUUGCUGUUAGCUAUGUCUGUAUUUUCUUUAAAAAUUGAUGCUUGCCAAUAGAUCCCGAAUAGAUUCCGUUAAGAUAACUGUUUCCCGAACGUCAGAGACAGUCAAAGGAAUUAGAGGAAGAGCUUCAACGUUUAUCACCCAACAAUGAGGGCACCUAACGCUGGGAUACAUAAAGAACGAGAAAUUUAGUUUUGUAGUUUGUUGGCAGUUACAGAAGUUUUCUGCCCGGCCGUUAACAGGGACCUUACGAUCCGACAACGGCGACGUCCAUGAAAACGUCGCUGAAUAGACUUCGCCGAAUAGACUUCGCAUCCUUUUAAACUUUUUCGCGAUUAUCCCAAUUCGCCCUGUUACUUAAAAGAAGGGAAUUUUGGUUGGAGCUGAAGAGAGGCGACGGCGCCCGAGUUCAGACAAAGAAUGAAGAUGGUAGAAUUCAUCGCCUUGCCGUUCCCGUUCUCAAGUAAACUUAAAAUUUGGUCAUUUCACGUCGUAGUUGUGCAGAGGAAGCGAAGGAAAAAAGCGUGAUGCACGUGUAGAGUUGUUGUUUUGCUCAUUAAACCUAAUGCUUUUUUGACGUUCUCCUUGCCGUCGCCGUCGUAGUUUCGUAAGGUCGCUAAUGUCCAGCGCGCCCGCGUGCGCUUUCAUGGCAACACUGAAUCUCGUCAAAGUGAAAACUUUAUUUCUUUUCUUAAAAUCCUAACAAAUAAAUCUUGCUGUGCAUAAGUUCCGCCAAAGAAGUUUCAUUUGAAUCGUAACACCAUAGGAUCUCGUUCAGAAGAUUCUAAAGUUUGACGGCGGAAUUAUUACCAUGUAGGCUGAUUAAUAUAUUCUGUCUUGAUUGCUAAACAGACAGUGGCUAUUUUGAGUACAGCUAAAGUCGUACAAGUAUAUAGAUCCCAGAUCGGCGUCUCGUUACCUUUUUUAAACUUCAUGGUAACAAAAAGUAAAGAAUUACGAAAGAAAAAGAAAAGCUGAAACGACGGAUAUAAGUGAUCACUGGAAUUGCCGAAAGGUUCAAUUGUCAUGCCAAAUGUCGAUUUUUUUUUCAUUGUGAUCUUCUGAAGAGAAGUCGUCCUCUUUAGCUUUAUAUAUACUAAAAGAACAAUAUUCACUGCUUUAAUUGUUGUUUAAUGACCUUUUGGCGUAUUUUAACGUGUUUCAACCACUUAAAUAAUUUGCCGCAAACAUUUUAACGUUAAUUCUUUUUUACACGUCAAGCUGUCAUACAGACUGCAGCUUAAUGACAAAGGGUUUUGAAAAUGAAGCUUCAUGAAAACUCGCCGUAUUAAGCGAACCCGUGUAAGCUGUCACUGCCCUUCUCUAAAGCGGUCUGCACAAGUUUUGCCGAAAUUAUGGCGGAAUUCAGUAUUGUGAACCUAAGCGGGGCAACGUCUAACAUUGGAAUAAAUCUGUCGUCAAUUCAUCUCUUAACGGAUAGUUUUACUCGUCUAUAUUUUCUUCUUGAUUGUGUUUAGACUGGUUGAAUCUGUAUUUUUAAUAAACUUUCAUCCUGCCACAGUCAUAUUAAACGAUCAGUUGGCCAUUACUCAAGGGUGGUCGAUUAAUACAGGUUGAACUGUACAAGCUGCAAUAUACGUUUGUAAUCAAAUUUUGAUACCGCCUAUAGAAUGCAUUACAGCCAGCAGCCGCAAAAUACGUUGGAAACCAACGCACUUGUAUAGUAAACUGUACUUAAGUUUAUCCACUGAUGUACAUGGGGUACAUAAUGAAACGAAACUCUUGGAAAGUCGUAUUUAAUGCAGCGAUGGGGUAUAUUCUUGAUAUACGCAUAUUUGAGGCAGAUUUACAAUUUCAAGAGCUGCCCAAGUAGCUGGCCAAUAAGUCCGCAGUCACUUCACUCAGUUCAAUAUUCCGUUACACUUAAAAAAGGAAAGGAAAUAUUUCAAAGCGCACGUGAAUUUACUUUUUGUUUACUACAAACGAUACUUAUCAUGACUAUAAAACCUUUUAACCCUUUCACUGCCAGAGUGUUUGAUGGAGUUUUGUAAGGUGACUCUAACUUUUGAGUCUGUGGACGAAAUCCUAUGAUGUGACCAUUCAAAUGAAAGCUCUCUGCCUGUACUUACACACGAUGCUAUUUGUUUCUCAAAAUUUUAGAAAAUGAACGCUGCAAAUUUGGUCGAACUUUGCCUUUGGCCACAUUUGGCAGUGAAAGGGUUAAAUUCAUUGGAAUGGCAAAAUUACAAAAGAUACUGCCAAAGAUUAACGUGCCUUUUUACAUAAUUUCGACGAUGUUUUGUAGCAGUCACAUUAGCGAUUGCAGCUGCGGCCAUUUUGAUCUCCGCAAGGGGUUUAAGACCUGGGUAAACGGUGUGUUCGGCGAGUAUGAUUGAUUGGCAAUAUCUCUUACUAGAAGACCUAGAACAAAUUGGAAUUUUCCCGAAAAUUAAAUCUUGAGGUCUCCUUGUGCCUUAAGGUUUAAUAAUAGUCACGUGACAUGUCACGAGCCCAAAAAUUGAAAAUGAAGGAAAUUGGUGGCGAAUUAUUUUGCUUUGUUUGGAUAAUGAAUCAGCUUUUCUGAUAGAGGCUAGACAUACCUAAUGUUCUACGCUUAGAAUGAAUGUAAGUUUAAAAUUAAAGUUUUAAAUAAUUCAGUAUUAAAUUUGGGCAUUUAAAAUGAUGUUUACCCUCAUAUUUUUUUUGGAAGAGCAAUGGACGGUCAUUCCAAACGUGAUGUGUUAAAAAUGUUUAAUGUAUAAGAAAAAUGUUAUUGCUCGAUUUCUUUUCAAUUAUUUCAUAUUUUUAGCAAAAUAGUCACGUGACAUAUCACGUGACUUAUUGACACAAUAUUCAUAGUCCGUCAUUCUCACUGCUGACUCCUUUUUAGCUUCGCGAGAUUUUUGCGAUAACGUAUUUCUACUUUAAAAUGUUAAGGACGAUGAGUUCUUUGCCUGUGCCAAAUUUUGACUCAGCUCCAUAAUCUGUGCCGAAGAUAUAGCCAAUAAAUCAUUUCCAAGGGUAUACCUAUUCGACACAAACCUUUCAAACUACUUGAGGAGUUAUCACAGUCCGUAGUCAGUUACAGACCUCGCACUGGCUGCCCGCCAAUUAGCGAGUUUAACAAGACCUUUAUGAGCGAUGCGCGUCUAGCGGCGGUGGAUUUUUUGCAUUCUUGUCCAGUGGUUUUGCCAAAGGUUUUUUGGAAAAUCGUCUCUGUGAGAGAUAAGACACUUAGUAAUACAAAUUUGGCAGCGUCGAGGUUUAUUAAAGCUCCGUUAUAUUAGUUCAAAAUGACCACCACGAAGCAAAGCCUACACCCUACAGGCUACAUCUUAGAGUUUUCGCGUAAUUCGAGGCGGUAACAGACUGCAGUUCAGAGAACGGGAAAAGACGAAAAGCUUACUCGAAAGUAAUCUAAUUUUGUGUAGUGACGAAAAAUAAAUAGAUAAAAUUUGAACGAGGUAAAUAAAUCAAUAAAUUAAUAUAUCAGAAAAAUAAAGAUGGCUUUUUUUCACAGAUGAUGGCACAUUUCGGGAGAGUUUUUAAAUGACACCUUUUUAAGUAUUAACUGUGCUACGCCGUUGUGAUAUUGGACAUCUACCUGAAAGCCAGUCUAAUGUGCUGAUGAAUUUGUUCACAGGAGAUAGUGUCGUUUAACUUACGAGAGGAACCAGUGAUUUUUGUGGGGCUAAAUCAUGAUUUCGUGCCAUACUCGCCACGAGACCCCAGUAGCCUGAAGGGAAACAUUGCUAAUCAUGGAGUAAAGCCCGAUGAACUUGCUGAGACAGAACUCAAUAUUAGAGAAGAGGUACAGUACGCUUUUAUUAACUAACAGCCCCCGGACUAACGGCCCGGAAAUUUUUUUUGAACAUCUUGGAACGUGGCCUUCUCCUAAUCCCGGUUCCUGCAAGACAAGUUAUGCUUAGCAUCUUCCGAGAUACCCUAGAAAAUCCAAGUUUUUGUAUGUCUAUAAAAUCAUUGGUUAAGAAACUGAAAAGCUUCAAGAUAAUAAAACACUCACUGCUUUGUUGGCAUAGAUCCAGAUGAUUUGCUUGUGCAUUUGCAAUGUUUCUUGUAUAGAGAGUUUUCACUCACGUGGCUAGCAUUUGAAAAAUUUGAUAUAUGAAGAUAAAUUUAUGCAAAUUUAUUGGAACAAAAUUUAUUGGAACAUAAAAAAUUUCAAAUCCCGCAGGUUUUUGUUUGGGAAACCAACUAACCUUAGAAAACAGCCGACGUUUCGAGACGCCACUACUGGUCCCCCGCCCACCUCAAAAAGCGUCUGAGAAACGAUCGCAGAAAUUCGAUACUGAUGACGCGCAACUACCCAGAUCUGGGUAGUGCUUGUGCUUGGCUGAAGCAAAUUUCCCACGUUGCACACCCAAUCAGAAGCAUUACCCAGAUCUGGGUAGUGACGCGUCAUCAGCAUAGAAUUUCUGCGCUCGUUUCUCAGACGUCAUUUUGUGAGGAAACCGGUGGUGACGUCGCCAAAUGUCGGCUGUUUUUUCAGGCUAAACACCAACACGUAUGACCUCCUUUACAUUGUUUUGUUACACCAAUAUGGCCGCCGUUACGUCAUGUGUAAACUCCCUAUAUCAUGGACUUGAGCAUUACUGUUAUUAUACAUCUUUAAAAUUAGCUUAGAAUGCGACGUCAAUCAGAGUAAUGUCGAGUGAUCGUUUUUAUUUACUGUUGCAGAUAAUUAAGUUUUCCAUCGAGGAAGGUGGAAACUUUUAUUUUUAUAAUAACGUGGAAACGUUUGAGGAUGAACCUCACCUAUAUAAGGUUGCUUACGAAGAGGACCUGUGUGUACUAGAUGAGAUUUACAGUAGACAGAUAUUCCUGACUCCCUUUCUUAGGUAAGGUUAUUAUCUUUUCCUUAAAUGCAUGUAUCCUUGAGAUUUAAAAAUAAAUUUACUACUCGACGAAACAGUGUGAAACUUUUCUCGACGUUUCGACUCCCUCGUGUUGUUUUCCUUAAGAUGGCAACCUUAUUAGAUCACAUGACUGCGCUGGACACGUAACAGCAGACUGAGCACCUUGAAGCCUUAUACUUGUUGAUCGGAACAGAGCUCAUCUCUGUUCUACCUGCUCAGGUAGUUAGAAACGAAGAGAGGCGGUUGUCGGACAGGCUAAGCUUGUGGACUGUUUACCAGGACGCUUAGCCUGAACGAUCACAAGUAUGAUCGUAUCAGUUAGUGUAAUAAGGCAAAAACGGACGAUGUUUUCCUUUGCGUGAAAUGCUAAAGAUAAUCCCCCAUAAUUUAAGAAGGAAUAUGUCUUAAAAGUAUGAUUUUAUCGCAGGUAUUCUCGAAUCCCAAUCACUGCUACAAACGCACCUGAAGAGCAAGACUUCGAUCAGUUUAUCAGCGCCGUAAAAGAUAUUCCUCAGUUAUUCGACAGAAACUCUUCAGCUCCUUUGCCCGCCAUGGUGUUCAACUGUCACGUCGGUCAGGGUAGAACUACUACAGGAAUGGUGAUUGGCUGCUUAAUCAUGUGUCACAGGACUGGUUUUCCGGCAGAAUCGCAGUAAGUGAAACCCAGAUUUCAUAGACUUACGUGGCUGUAUCCUGUCUUCCGUCUUUGUAUGGAUUAUAAGUACAGGUAAUUAAGGUGGGCGUAAACUUGAUCAUAUUGUUCUUAGGAAAGGCCUGGAGGGGGGAAGUGCUGUAGUCACAGGUUUUGCUGGAGUGGAUUGUGGCAUCUGUAACGGUAAUGUUGCCACCCUAAGCCAUUUCCAUUUCCACAGGAACGAUAUGACCUAAGCCCAUGUAGAGUAUAUACAAUUUUACAGCACGGUUUGACUUGUUUUUGAUUUCACCGUUGUUAUUUUCAGCACAAUUCCGCUACCAGUCGAUGAAAACAAGCCAAACUUAGAAAGAGGAGAAUUUCGGCUCAUUCAGCAGCUUGUAAAGAACCUUCCUAAUGGAAGGCAGAUUAAACACGAGGUAUCAUAUCAGCAUUGCAUACGUUCGUAAUUACACUUAUUCUUAUUUCUUGUCCCAUUAACAAGAGAUUAUGUUUUUCUUGAAUCUUAACCGGUACAAUAGGGGGUUAGGGGAGAAUUAAGAUAAUCAAGGGGAGUGUCAAUUCUUUUUCUUCCUCUAUCUUCCCAUUCUUUCAUCUCCGAGAAGGGGAGGGGGUGCGGGGGGUACUCUAGAUGUGUGCCGCUGCACAGGAUCCUGGAAACAUUGGCCUAUCAUCGACAGACCAUGUUCAGAUGCAAUUUUGCCACCCUAUACUAGACGAAGUGCCACAUGUUACUGCCCCACCCAGACUAACUAUGAACAACGGGAAGUCCAAUUCAUCCUUCCAGGAACAAACACCCGACUUAGCACAUGUAUGGUAGAGCCCCUCCCUAACCUGACCUGUGUUCCACCGCAGCUUACCACUCUUUCUUCACUGAGUUUGCAUUCUCCGCAAACCCCACUAAGUUCAGCCAUGUAGGCUUUUUUUUUGCUUACGUCGUGUUUUGCUGUGUUUUAAAGGUGGACUCUGUGAUUGACAUUUGUUCUGAAGUCAUGAACCUGCGGUCUGUUAGUUACGAAUGUAAAAAGAAACUGGAAGAAAUAAAGGAUGAUUACAAGAUUGAGGUACGGUUAAAUGUUAAACGACAUAUUUGAUUAAAUAUAAUGGUUAAUAGAAAAACGGCUCUUUCUCCUUGACCAAGAUUAUCUUUUACCUUGACUAAUCAGAACAGGCGUAGAUAAUGUAGGCAACCAAUCAGCGAUAUGUGGAGAUGUCGCCGGUGCGAAAGGCGGGAAACGGCUUUGGUUUUACUUCAGAUUGGUUGACAAUUCACCAGUGGGGCGGUAAUUUUUUAUUUUCAGGAAGUAGAAAUCAGUACAAAAUCUUAGCCAUCACGAAUACGCAUAUACUUCCGUCGGGGUGAUUUUCUUCAUAUAAAUUAUUUUGUGAUUCUGUUAUGUACUUUUCAGGGCCAGAGCGCGUGUGAAUACUGGUUAAAGAGAGGAUUAAGCGCCCUGGAACGUUAUUUCUUUCUGAUCCUAUUCAAUGCGUACCUACAUGAACAGGUAAGAGCUAAACUCAAGUAAAGCCUGCGUGGCAGGCAUUCGGACGUCAUGGGUGUGAGAGAGAACGGGGCGCGCCGCCGGAGACAAGCACCUGCUUCCCAGGCCAAAUCAGAUACCGGUAGACAAAAAAACAGGAAAUAAAUGUCCUUGGCAAACAUACAUGUCCUGCCAGUGGGCUCGGACAUCAGCAUACUAAGGGCGCCGAUGGCAGCCGCUAUCACUCCAUUUAUGGAUGGAAAUGUAAGUUGAAGAUUCGGUCCCUAUUCUUUUCGAAUAGUGUCCCACAGAGUUAUAAAUGAACAAGGUUUUUGUGAGACCCUCCGGUUUAUCGUCCUUAUCCGAGAAGACUUGAAAUUCUAAUCCAGAUGUCAUUACAAAGACAGCACUUUCUCCUUCCGGCCAAAACUCGCGACCUCCCGCUCAGCCCGGCGCUCUCCCAACUGUGGACGGCGGUUGGCUUGUUGAACAAAAGUCCUGUGGACGUAAACAAGCCAGCCUACGUCCUUAAUCAACGGCAGAUUACCAAAGGCACUUUUAUGAUCAAUAUUCAAUACUUUCCCUCUCCAGUUCCCGCUCAUGUUUUCACAAACGUUUCGGAAGUGGAUGCAGCGGAGACCUUGGUUGUACCGAAUGCUGAGUCAUAUCGACGUCAUGGAAAGAGGAGUGACGUCAGAGUUUAUGUCCAAAUAUCAGAAUCCCACUUUCUUGGUGAUUAUUGUUUCUUAAUCUUUGUUAAAAGCAAAACAAGUUAUCUUUGCUGGCAUCGAGUAAUCUAUCAUCCUAUGGACUGUAUUAGUGUAUUAUUUCAUCGAUACGGACUAAACCUGUACUAAUGAAGAGAAUUAAAAGUGCGUACGUUAUUAAGUAGCCAAAGUAGGUAGUGUAUGGACAACAGAGCAUGUUCUGUGAAACAUUCGUUGUUUGCAAUGGAUGGAUCAGGUGAUUUCUGAAGGUGAUUUCACCCCACGCUAUCUAAUAUAGGCCAUUUCCGAGUUCUCCCGGGCCUCUGUUUCAAAACGAGGUUAAGUGCUCAGUUUGAUAUGGAAAUGGCUUUAAUUUUCAUUCUCAUGCAAGUAAAACUCAUUUUCUCAAGAAAGUUUGUGCACUUGGCCUCAUUUUGAAAGUGAGGGUUUUUGGAACUCGGAAGUUGCGUAUUCGUUUAAAUCAGGAAAUAAGCUCUCUAUAUAGCACUGUGAAGAAUGUUAUGGAAAAUAAUGUCACCAGCAUUUAAUCUCUUGCUACAGAAUUAUGUUUUGCUCACUAGCUAAUCUAGUCAUGGUUUGUUCAAUAGCGGAAGUUUUCUCUCCUAUUUACCAUCGGUAUUCAUGAUCAAUCCUUUUGUGUCUUGAAGAGUUGUUCUUUCUUCCGCGUUUUAAACAUCCUUUUUUUUCUUCGUAGGUUGCUGAUGAGCAAAUUAGUCUCGAUGUCUUAAGUACGAGGCGGGAAUUUGAGGUACAAAUUACAGUCAAACCAGGUCAAGCGUUCCCGUCGCUAACAAACUAAUGAAUUCAUUAAUGGAAAAAUGAUUUCGUUUGUUGAUUCAAUAAUCCAUUCAUAACAUGAAUAAUCUAACGGUCAAAUUGUACCUCGAUUCAAUAAUCAAAUGUUGAUUUGGUUUAUGAACAAAAUCUACCUGUUCUUUAUUCUUGUCUGUUGUGUUCAAUCGUAUUUGCUUCCCUUUUCCUGCCGUUUACGAUUGCGUUUUUCAUUGCCUUUAAUCAAAAUAACAGCUAGAAUAGACAGACCGCAAACGCAACGAAACUGACAAAGGCCGAGGAUCGAAAUCCACCAAUCACCGCACGUACACUGACCUCAGUUUGACCGUCGUGUUUUCUAAGAGAUCAGGCCUAGGUCUGUUGCACUGAUUAUUGGCAGCAAACUGGCGUACAUGUAACAUUUUGUUUGGGUUUGAACUUCAGAACUCGCCAGCACUCGACUCUCAGAAAAAAAAGAGGAAAAAACAAAAUUCUGAGGUCAACUUGUGGAAAGUGUAAUUUUUCAAAAAACAGUAAUCGAAUCAACAUUCGAUUAUGGAAUCGAGGCUAAAUAUGACUAUUGGAUUGUUCAUUUUAUGAAUGGAUUAUUGAAUCAACAAACGAAAUCAUUUUUCCGUGAAUGAAUUUAUUAGUUCGUUAGUGACGGGAACGCUUGACCUGGUUUGACUGUAAAGCUUAAGCGAAACUUAGCUGACUUAGAGAGUGACGUGGCCAUCUCUUUAACGAUCCUAAGGGUGACCAACAUGAAUUUUCUCCUUGGAAUUCUAAUGCAUAAUCAAGAGAAAAGGUUAUAAGAAUUUCUAAAAGGAUCAUCUGAAGAGAAAAUGCUGCUCUUUGGUCUUUUAUCAGACGGGAAUGUACGGAGAAUUUGCUUGUGGCAAUUGGGGCUUAAAUAAGGGAUUAUGAUCAUGAAUAUUUUUUUGCAUUAUGCACCUUACUUUAACAAUUGUUUUUACCAGAGAUAUAAGAGGGUCGUGAAGGGGUAAAAUGGGAACUGGGAUUAGCCUUAUUGUGGACUGGGAAAAUGGGAUUUACUCACUGGGACUGGGAUUUAGCCACUGGGAAUGGGAUGAACAAUUAUAAAAUGGGAAUGGGAUUUCUUUUCUUCAGCGGUCUUUGCUCCAAUAUUUUGAAAUAGAAAAAUAAAAUUUCGUAGCAAUAGACCUUGCACUCUUCAGUAGAGACCGUGUAAUCAGUAUUUUUCGCCUUCGCGCCCGCGGUCUAGCUACCAGGCUUACACGGUUGCAUAAUUACGUUCUGUCAGUUUUCCUGGUCAGCGGACAAGUUCUGCAAGUUUGCAUAUGGCGGGAAGAUAUUGUGAAGGGAAGAUAAAAAUGGCUUCCGAAAAGGUUUCUCGCAAAAUGGUACUAGAAAUCAAGUACGUCAAUGCCAAUAACGCCGUUAUACACACCGAAAAUUUGGUAACUGGGAUUUUGGCAAAAAUUAGCCUGGGAACUGGGAUUUGGGCCAAAUUUAGGCUGGGAACUGGGAUUUGGUACCCCCCUUCACGACCCUCAUAUAAUGUAACCAGUUCGUCUGGUGUGAGUUUUUUGAAGCCUGAUUUACCACUCAACGCCUGUAUUUAAACUUCUGCUAUUUCGUUUAGGUUUCAAAUUUUCGCAAAGUUCCUGGAUUUCCGGUGUAUGGCAUGUGCCAACCUUCAAGACAGGUGCGACAACCUUAGAAUUUUUUUGUAACGUGUGAUAAUUUAUUCUCCUCAUCAACAGUAUUCUUUUUGAGUACAGUCGAUUCUCCCCUAACAGACUUGCCCCUUUAUAAGAAGGUCACUGUCUCUCAGUAAAACGGACACUUAGACCUAGUACCUGCCUUUAUCUGCUCUCUGCUUUAUGCGACUAUCUACAAGACGGACAUCACUAACGGAAACUUAAUAGUGGCUUAAUAGUGCCGCUCCCAAAAACAUCAGUCUUAGAAAGAGUUCAGAUCAAGACUGUAAAACACAAUGUUGAAAGGUUCUGGACUCUUUUUUGACUUGAAAUCAAUGAAAAGUAUUUUCUCUCAAAAAGUUAUAACUAUUUUACUGUUCGUUCCGUUUGCACAGGGUCUAAAUCGUGUUGUAAGCUUUCUUCUCGGAGCAAAAUGCCUUCACCCUAAGGUUGUUCUCUUUAACGUCAGAGAAGACCUCGCAGUAGACUGUGAUGGGAACACGUUGAGUCCAAGAGAGGUAAGCUCGCAAUAGAAAUAUUGAAGCUGGCUUAUUAAGAUUAUCAAAAAAGCCGCUUAUAAAGAACCUUAUAUAAAUAUUUUCUAGGGUUCUUGUACAUUAGGUAUCUACUAAGAAUGUUGGGUUUCUUGGGUCUAACUCUUUUCAGACAAAGGCUCACUUUUUUUAAGUUACUUUCCUGAUUUCCAACACAUGUCUAGCCUCAAAUAGAUGAUAUAAUAAGGGACAACACCCCCAAUUUUAAGCCGAACAGUUAUUUGAUUCUUAUACGUGGGUUUUUCUUUACUGUCAGUGUUGACUUCAUGUUUCAUCGCACUUAGGCGGGGUGGUUGAAUUCGAGGUAUUCCUUUUUGUACUGUUAUAGCUUGCUGCAGGAAUAUGGAAAAAUUUGAAAUUGUUUAAUGGAGAUUUUGGCAGAAUAGUAAAAUUCCUUGUUCAUUUAUAACUUUGAUAACUUGACAAAUUGUGUUUUAGCCCUCGUACGGACUAAGUUCACUUGGGAGAUCAUGCUCAACCUACUUAAAUAUGAAACGACCCCUGGGUUCAAACCUUUCCCAAUUUCAUAAUUAUAGACUUUAUAAUUUCAUUUGUUGAAAUUCACAUCGCGUUUUGUUUCAAUUUAAGCUUUGCCACCUUUGCGAUCACAUGCCGUACAGAGGAUUGGACACUUCUGGAAUUGAGGUACAUCAAUGAUUUUAAAUACUCCUGAAAAACCUGUUUUUACAGCGCUAUCGUAAUUGACAAUUUGUAUUUUUCUAAGCACUGCUAAAAAUUGUGCAUUAUUUUAAAAUUUCAGCAAAAGGAAAAUGAGUUAAGAUCAGACCUACUUAAAAAAGGGAAGAAGCGUCCUAUUCAGGUAGAAUCUUAGUUAUCUUUCUAUAUUUUAUUCUCUCUGACAAAGGAUCUAAACUGUUGUCAUGGUAACGAAUCUCGACCCAGCCCCCUCCAGAAGCCUCUUUGCUACUUUAAUAGAGAGCUUACGCGGCCAACGACGACGGCAAUGAACACGCCCCGCUGAAAAAAAUGAAAUUGCGUCCUUUCAAACUUUAUCGCGUCUAUUUUGACCCGCUCAAUUUGUCAAACAUGGGCGACUAUUCGUGGAUUGAAAACCUUAAGGACUUUAUCCAUGUUCAAAAAGAGGAAGGAAAAUUUGUCGUCGUAUGUUCAAGUUCUCCAUAAAACGUCGCAUAUAAGGAGGUUUUUACAUCGUAGUCGUGUAAAGUCGAUGUUAAGGAAAUGUACGAACGUGUGAUUCAUAAGCAGAGCAACCUCGUUCCCAAGGCUCUCCAUCUUGCUUCGAGAAAGAACCCUGGUUGUGGCUGGUCACGUGGAAAUGUGUGACAGCGGGGUUAGGUCCACUGGACAAUGAAAUACUAUCUGGGGUAGGGACAAAAUUUUGGUUCAAAAUAGCGCUUGAGUUUCUGAGUUGCGUGCAAACUGCGUUGCUUUCAGAUAGUUACGAUAACAUUAUUUCAAAAGCAAAACAGGUUAUUUGUACUUGAAAAAAGAUGUGCUCGCCGUCCUGCAAACAGGAUACGGAAAAUCUAUUUUGAUCUGCACGUGCGACAUCAGCUUUUUGUAAAUUUGCAUACUCCGCAUAUGCAGUUCAUGAAAAGGAAUAGAUAAUGCAAAAGUCAGGUUUACAUAAACCGCACCAAGAUGGUAGUUUAAAGAUUGUUAUGGUAUUUUCCGCUUUGGUUAAUUUAUCGGCUGAAGCACGAUAUACCAAGUAAAUAGCCGUCCUCGCUCCCAGGGUUCUCUCUUUUGCAUUAUGCAAAACUAUUUUUUCGAAUUUUUUCGGGUUUUGUUGACAUUCGGGCCCCGACAGAGUUCCCCUCCCUUAUUUUUGCAGGCUCUCAGAUUUUGGGAGCCACGUGACCAGCCGCAACCGGGGUUCUUUCUCAAAUCAAGAGAAAGUCCCUGGGAACGAGGUUGCGAGCAGAGUUGCGUCGUUUAAUUUAGCUCAUGGGACCAAUUAUUAUUAUUGUGAGACAAUGGAGUCUUGAAAAAUUUGCAAUUUUGUCCCUGAAGCCUCAGAAUCGUGUUUGAUUUUUGAUUAAUCGAACUUUGGCUUUUCAAACUGACCAGGAUAGUGCAAGCGAUUACUAGUAUACUGGGCCUGACCCAUUCAUUAUAAGGAGACACUUACUUAAAAAUGGACUUUGACGACUCUGAAUUUUUCUUAGAAAGCGCGGGGCUAUAGGAAUUCAGGGUUUUAGUUUUUAACUUUAAUAGUUUGUUAUCCUCGUUUAGGUGUAUUUGGAUAUCAACUCACAGCCGGAGGAGCGGGAUUUCAACAGUGUUUUGACUCUGCGAGAAUCAGCGGAGCUGUGCAUAUCAAAGCACCCACAAACAACGUACUUUAGGCUGCCGCUACCAGAAGAUAAGGCACCCGAGGAAAAGGUAAAAUCAAUGCCCCCGGAGGGUACUCCUAGGAAUUCUUGGCGGGGGUGUGCCGCCCGGUUCUCUAAAUCCUUACCCUAUUUCAGACCAAAAAAUCACACCAGUUUUCAGACCUGGACUAUAAGAAAUUAAUUUUGCCAUCAUUUCUUAGAUUUGAACGAUUUCGAAUUCGCAUAUUUUUCAUUCCUUCUUAGUGAAAUACGUUCAUACAGACAUGUCGUUCUAUACCCGUUUUCACACAAAAAUGGCGCAAAAAUCAUAUCCCUUGGUGCAGCACAUACCCAUGUGGCUUAUAUAUUGGAGUCUUCCCCGGGAGGUAGCGCUGUGCGGGCGAAGGAAUUUCUCUAUCCUGUGCGGAAAUAGACGUGAAGUUUCACUCUCCGUUUUCAGCCUCGCCUUAGACCUUCUGUUUCACUGUUCGCACGUACUUGACUACUCAACAAGGACUGUUUUGCAGUCUAGUGCAGAGGUAAUAUUAGUGACCAAGUAGAUGCUCCAUAAUAUUAAAUAAGGCCAACUUACAGACACCGGUGGAGACUAACAUCACUAUUUUUUCAAAGUAUGUUGUUGUUUAUUUAGUGUCUUCUAUGGUAGGGCAAACUGAAAAAAUGUUUGGAGUAAAAACCAACGGAUUAAAGUCACCUCCCAGGGACGCAAAACUCUGAGCUGAGACAAACUUCUUGAUUUACAACUAGUCGAAACUAGGCAGCACACUUGAAUGAUCUUACCAUUUGAGCCCUAGCCAUGCCUUCCGCUCUAAGUGUGUGCCUUAAUAACUGUGAGCAAAGCUUUCUCGAGCUGAAAGAAGUUCAUAACUAAGCAAACAUAGCCUAAAGAUCGUGUUAGAAAAUUUUACGCUUGCGCGGACGUCACAGAGAGCCCAUAGUUAUGACGCACACACAUGGCAACCAAGGUUAAAAAUACUUCCUCCAUGACCUUAAUUUUCACUUAAUACAGUAUACAGUCGAACCUCCUUUAAGCGACUACCUAUCCGAAACACCGAAAUUCUCCCAGUCAAAGACUUAGUUAAAGUUGAACCACUCGUAAACUACCGCCUCUCCUAAGCGAAUGUAACCAAUUUUUAGGAUGACGGUUUUAGGAUUGUCCGUUGUUUCUAUCCUUUUCUAAGCGAUUACCCGGUACAAUGGUUUGAUUUUGUGUUUACUGUAUAUAGUACGGUACUCAGAGUGUGAAAAGAAGUUUUAGAAAGCAAAAAAGGAUUCACAGGUAUUGUAACCUAAAAGUUGCAUGAAUACUUUCUCUGCAAAAAGUAGAUGUGUUCGGACUUCUCCUUGUAAAAGAACUCCUGCAGUUCGACUGUCGUAAGCGAUUACCUCCUGUAAGCAACCACGUACUCUGUCUAACCAUUUUGGUGGUCGCUUAUACUAGAGGUUCGAGUGUAUUUUGUUUGCUUUUAACAGAUUUUUCCCCGAACUGGACUUCCUAUUUUCCUUUAGUUAGAUCAUUGCUACCUCUUAGAGCUAAGAUAUCCUGAAACCAAUUCCAUGAGGGAUCCUAUUCGAGUUAUCGUCUUUCUUUCUUUCUUUCUCAAGUAUCUGAUCAAGACAUUUACUUUGCAGGAUUUUGAUCGCAUAUUGUUGAUCCUUAACAACCUGCACGAGAUUUACACCGAUGAAGACGGACCUGCUUUGGUGUUUAACUGCGAACAGGGCAAAGGUCGAACAACCACAGGAAUGGCAAUAGCGGCACUUAUAUACUGCAACAAAAAGGUAAAUGAUACCGUCUCCUUUUCAGGCACUUCGUAUUUCGCAUAGAGACGUGCGCGGAACGCGAGUGACUGGUGACGAAGUGCAAUGGACCAUGGAAAUGAGAAUGAAGAGAGACGUCUGGGUACGAGGCGUUUUGUUUCAUGAGUCUUUUAUUUCAUAUGGGACUCCUGGCGAAUUUUAUUGUCUUGUCUGUUUCCUUGUCUCAGUUUACACUGGAAAUGGUGAGGAAGCGAUCGUAGGUUUUAUGUAAACUCAAACAGCCCGCUGUUUCAGGCGUUCAGUUAGAAGAGAGUGGUGCGACUAUGAAAAGAAGAUUGAAAAAAAGCGCUAGUUAAGGAGAGAAAGCGUUCCCAUUCCCUGGAACAGACUAAAACUUUGAGAGCUCUAGCCUGCGAGCAAGUGGGGAUAACACGAUAUGUCUCGCCUUAUCUAAUCCGCCGAACGCUAGCCUGGACGUAGGGCAAUACUGGACGAUUUCAAGUUCGAUUUAAAGAAAUGAAAAUGUUAGUUUGUGUACCAGUUAUUCCAGUAAGAUGAAUUUGUCAAAGGUUUCUCUGAUCCGAGAGAGAUUUGUUUGUAGUGAGAAAGUGUUCGCGUUGUAGACUGUUGUGUCUGUGAAAAUUGCUUGACCUUCAUAUUUAUUACCUUCAUUUCAAUCUUUUAGGGGUUUCCCGUGGGCACUAAAGUAGAUGAACAAGAUCCAGCUUGUGUCCCGAAUGCAAAGUAUACCCUGGGAGAAUUUGCUGUAAGUGUUGCGUGUUAAAUAAUGCUUUAUAGAUAUAAAAGGGUACCAUAAAACUCUGAUUUUAGGUACCUUUUGUACAGUUUCUAACCCUAUUAUUGUAGAAAACUGGAAACAUUUAAACUGUAUUUGCAUACCUUAAGCGCAUGGUUUUAUGGAAAGGUGGGAUAUAAAACUAGAGAAGAUUACCAUACGACAUGUUAGGUAGGGUAGCACAUUGAAGAGUUGUCUUUAAGAAAUCGAAGAGAAAAAAUGGUAGUUAACUACAACAAACGUCAAACUCGUAACCUAUUGGCUGUAGUUAUCUCUGGUACUCUGUGAUGCUCAUGAAAUUUUCAAAAUGGGUGACCAUUUAUUUAGACAAAGAAGGCCAGUCUUAAUAGAUCGCUUCUGGUUGAACGUAUGCUUUGUUUUCCUUAAUAUGUAGCUCACAACGUUCUUAAGGAAUUUUGCCCUUUGUCUUUUUAUAAAAAAAAGAUUUUUAUUUUUUGUUUCAUUUUUUGUUUUUUCUUACGCGUGCACGUGAACAAGAAGAUCUUUGAAAGAAAUAUUUCUAUAUAUAUAGGUAACCUUGGGUACAGUCGCCCCGGCCCCUCCCCUAAAAUGAGUCGGGGAGAGAGACGAUUGUGUCUCUGUUCCCCUUUUUUAUUGUGAGGUCAAUAGGCCAUUUCGGCACGAUGGAGUCACUUUUCUACGAUGACCAGAAUCCUAUUCGUUUCUCCUUUCAUUUGUAAAUUUGGUUAUCCCAGCCAGGUUUAAAUAACAAAAGUCCGAAUUUGAACAAGAAAAAAAAAUGAAGGAUUCUGGUCAUAGUAGUAAAAUGACGUCAUCUUGCAAAUGCUUAUUCAGGCUAAAAUAAAAAACAAUCGAGCUCGUUCUCAGCCCGGUCUAUCUACGUCCAGGCCUCUGUCCCUCCAGGGAGAAGAAUAAAGCCUGGAAACGAAGUUGAAUCAUAGAAAAGUUCAAAAAAAGUUUAAAAGGUUAAGCUGCUGACUUCAGCAGAGGAGAAAAAUGUUUUUUUUUUGCUAAUAUUUCUUCAGGUUAUUCGUCACCUCAAACGAGUUUUGCCAAGUGGUCCUCAAAGAAAACGAGAGGUUGAUUAUGUUCUGGACAGAAUCUCAGAAACCAUGACACCGAUGCAUUACCAUACGAGAGAAGUAAUCUUCUCGACUUUUAACUUGGUGAGUGAAUAAAGCUUUUCAUAUGACCCUUUAGUCAUUGUCGGGGAGGCUCCGCUCCGAGGUCCAACCUCUUACCCUUUUUGACAGUAAAGGUACUCCCUUCGUAUACCGCUUCUACUGACAAAUGGUACCCCUUUCACAUACCUAGUUUAAAACAAUGCAUCCCUUUUAACUGCUGUGCCCUUUUAAUAUGCGUUAUGGUCAACUUUUCGCCUUCUUUUUCUGCGUAAUCAUUAUGUAAACAGUACCGGAGCAGUACUUCCUCAACCAUCCCUGAUAGCGUCCCAUGCCACCUGCCCACGCCGGAUCUUUCUGUACCUAUGUUUUUGCGAUUUUUUCACCUUUUCUUCCUAUUACACUGCUGAAUUAUAGUUGUUUUUUUGUUUUAACAGUACCGGAGCAGUUGUUGCGCAAGCCGUGAACAGUGUCUUGAGCUACGUAAAAGAAGCCUGUACUAUUUGGAAAGAUAUUUUUACCUUAUCCUGUUUAACACUUAUCUUCACAUGGAGAGGAGAACAAAAUGGCAGCGAUCUUUUAGCCAGUGGAUGAUGGAAGUUGCAACAGCAGCAGGUGUUUAUGAAAUUCUCGACAACUUUGGUUUCCACGAUUUUGAAAAGACUGAGGAGCGACUACGCGCGCUGCGAUGGAGAUGGCGGGAAAGUUACAAAGGGAACUCGACAAAUUGAAACCGUUGUGAAGGGGGAAGGGAGACGGGGAGGGGGAAUAAUAGACCUUAUUCACGAUACCCGCCAUCUUUGCACGCGGUUUAGGAUUAAUGGGGUAAAAGCAAUGUCACGUUUUAUUUCCGGGGGGGAGAUAAAUUUUGGCAUUAGGAGUAAUCGCGGUUGAGUUUGUUUAUUCUAUCAAAACGAAACGACGAUUAAAAGACUUGGAAAAUGAACAGUUCGAGUUUCGGCAAGUUUUACUUCAACAUUGCUUGCUCUGACGACAUCUAAGGUCGCUAUUGCAUCCAAAAAGGUAACAGUGAAUGACACUGACGGAAAAACUUAACUUAGGGUCAUAGUCCCUGAGGCGUGGAGAACGCAAAUUUUGUCUUUACAUCUCUUCUAAAAAAUUAAUAGUCUAGGAAGAAAAAUGAAAAGAAAUCUGCAGUCCUAGAUUUGACAUGUUUUUCAAAAGUAAAUAAUGUACAAUAAAGAUAACAUUAUGGUAAUUAGUACAAUGUUAAAGAAAACUAAAAUAUUGACUUAGUCAUUUAGAUCCUUAAGUGGAAGAUACAUUAUAAAUAUAGUGCAACUAAAAGAAUUAUUAUAAUUGUAAUUGUAAAAUAGCGGUAUUUAAUUUAUUAAAGCCGAUUUAAGACAUUAAUUAGAACUGACGACCUGGCAUAGAUUUUUAAAUGCCUCGGUCCUGAUGGAAUGGAAUACAUGUGUAUUGACGAGAAAGGAGAAUAUUCUAAACACUGUCGUUGUAUUUCAGUUAGGGGCACAGAAGGGGUUAAAUCUCUGACUUAAAAUAUCAGAGUAACGAAUCAAAGUCAACCUCCCCUAAGAAACCACAAAAUCUUCAUGGUCUCUUACGGGGAUUUCUAAGUCGCACCUUGUAAGGAAAACCAAAACAGUCUUGGAAUCUGGAUUUCAGGCCGUGGAUUCCUCAUUCCAGUUUUCACAAGCAAAAAUCUCUUGGAUUCCGGAAUCCGGAAUCCCUCCCUUGGGGCGAUCCAGGCCACGAGAGAUUCGACGAUUUACUGAUCAGCAAAACGUUUCUCAGGGAAUGGUGGGAGAUGGGGCAGCACCUGGCUAGUUAUGUGCGAUCCAAGAACUUCCUGUGUAAGAAAGUUAGGCGCUAGCUUUUUAUUCGGAUGGAAGAUUUUGGUAAAGAGUUUUUUGGGAUUGACGAAAGUGGUUAUUAUAAAAGUUCAUACAGUGGGACACUUCUAUUCAUGGGACACCUCCAUUCAGGGGACAGAAAAUUUGGCCCCGGAAAAAUGUUCAUAUAACCUUUGUAUUUGUUAACUCUAUUGACGGGACACCUCUAUUCAGGGGAAAGGGACUCUUUUUCUGGGUCCCGAAAUCCAGUUUUAACUUUCUUUCGGGGGACACCUUAGUACUCCAACAGUGUCUGACCACAAAAAGGGUUGAUAAGUUUCAUUGUUCUUUAGUCAAAAUGGCUACAGCUUUCAAAACAUGAAAUAUCUCACUAAAAUCGAUGUACUAAACUUGUGGUUUCAGGAGUUAAAUAAUGAUUGUUUUAUGUAUUUAUAUUGUUUAGCUGCUUGAAUGAUUACAGCAGAUUCCUAUGCAGAAUAAAAGAAAAAUAUUUUA
This is a messenger RNA of Porites lobata, 24318 nucleotides long. The record is from the annotation of a GenBank genome assembly. Lineage: Eukaryota; Metazoa; Cnidaria; Anthozoa; Scleractinia; Poritidae.